Messenger RNA from Eucalyptus grandis, 1074 nucleotides. Its product is annotated as DNA-directed RNA polymerase V subunit 7-like. The transcript has 2 exons. Gene Ontology annotation, molecular function: single-stranded RNA binding; single-stranded DNA binding. NCBI's taxonomy places the organism in Eukaryota, Viridiplantae, Streptophyta, Magnoliopsida, Myrtales, Myrtaceae. Gene Ontology annotation, biological process: DNA-templated transcription initiation. The coding region runs from base 217 to 747 and encodes 176 amino acids. The record is from RefSeq and is a predicted model, not a curated record.
UAACACAAUUUUUUUGCAGCCCUAGCACCCAAAUCCAAGCACGAAGUUGUAGGGAAAAGAGACGAGGAGUUUGACGAGUCUCGUUCGCCGUUUGCCUUCGCACUUGGUCCGAGCGACAGUCCUCGUCCAGUAGCUCUCCUCCAGGUUUGCUCCGACUCGAUUACUUCACGAUCGCUCCGGAUUUUCGAGGGUUUUGAAUCAAGAUAGCAUUUGGAAAUGUUUCUGAAGGUGCAGUUGCCAUGGAAUGUGAUCAUUUCGGCAGAAGACCUGGAUGCAAAGGGAUUAAUGCUGCAAAGGUCCAUCAUAAUACGCCUCUUGGAUGACUUUGCGUGUAAGAAGGCAACAAAGGACCUGGGUUAUUUCAGUGCUGUGACGACACUGGAUAGCAUUGGCGAAGGGAAAGUAAGACAACAUUCUGGAGACGUCCUUUUCCCUGUGGUCUUCAGCGGCAUCACCUUCAAGCUUUUCCGGGGAGAAAUCCUGGAUGGAGUGGUGCACAAGGUCCUCAAACAUGGGGUCUUCUUAAGAUGUGGGCCUGUCGAGAAUGUCUACCUUUCCAACCUGAAGAUGGCGGACUACAAAUAUGUGCCUGGGGAGAAUCCUAUAUUCUUGAAUGACAAGCUGUCCAAGAUAGGUAAAGAUGUGACAGUCCGAUUCAUGGUGAUUGGAACGAAGUGGCUCGAGGUGGAGAGGGAGUUUCAGGCGUUGGUCAGCUUGGAGGGUGAUUUCUUAGGACCUGUUUCAUAGUAAGUUUGUCACAUAACCAGCAUGUCUCUAUGACGCUUCUUCCUCUGUAAAUGAAUCACUUUUAGAGGGGUUCUUCUAUUUUGUAGUAGUCCUGCUGGUUGUGACACAGGGAGGGAGUUGCAUACUGCAACCUGUUCAAUUAGCUAAGCUAAUUGAUCUUUUAAGCAUUGCGGUUGGAUGCCACCAGAUCUGUCAAUUAACUCGGUUUAUAAACUGGCUUUAGCAAGUUGAAUAGUGAUGUUUGUACGAUAUGUGAUGGUUAAGAUUCCCCUUCUUGAUGUUCUGUAUGCUCUAACUAGUGAUCCACCAAUGGUUUCCAUGAGUUUU